Centrocercus urophasianus (Greater sage-grouse) is the source of this 2815-nucleotide messenger RNA. RefSeq names its product retinoic acid receptor beta (gene RARB). Gene Ontology annotation, biological process: regulation of transcription by RNA polymerase II; cellular response to corticotropin-releasing hormone stimulus; retinoic acid receptor signaling pathway. NCBI's taxonomy places the organism in Eukaryota, Metazoa, Chordata, Aves, Galliformes, Phasianidae. The record is from RefSeq and is a predicted model, not a curated record. Bases 251 to 1555 code for a protein of 434 amino acids. The transcript is spliced from 9 exons. Gene Ontology annotation, molecular function: nuclear glucocorticoid receptor binding; RNA polymerase II cis-regulatory region sequence-specific DNA binding; zinc ion binding. Gene Ontology annotation, cellular component: transcription regulator complex; nucleus.
CAGAGGCAGAAGGAUCUAUUCAUGGCUGAGGGGGAUCCAGAGGUCCUACCGGAGCUGUUUCGACCCCGGGACUCGGCCGUCUUCACGGCGCGAGGAGCUGCAGGCAGCCGGCAAGCGCCUGAGGAGCGGGACUGGUUCUAGAGAGAUUUUGGGGGAGAUUGAACGGAGCUAAAACUUGGAAUGCGGCUUGCUUCCCCCCAUCUUGCUGGAUUGGCUGGGCAGCCUGGAAAAUGCAGUGAGCCCUGCUCAGAUGCUGGAUUUCUACACUGCGAGUCCGUCUUCCUGCAUGCUCCAGGAGAAGGCUCUCAAAGCAUGCUUCAGUGGAUUGGCACAAACAGAGUGGCAACACCGGCACAGUGCUCAAUCAGUUGAAACUCAGAGCACCAGUUCUGAGGAACUUGUUCCAAGCCCUCCUUCACCACUUCCACCCCCGCGUGUUUACAAGCCCUGUUUUGUCUGUCAAGACAAAUCAUCUGGAUAUCACUAUGGUGUCAGUGCUUGUGAGGGAUGUAAGGGCUUCUUCCGCAGGAGUAUCCAGAAGAAUAUGGUUUACACAUGUCAUAGAGAUAAGAACUGUGUUAUCAAUAAAGUUACCAGAAAUCGUUGCCAGUACUGCAGACUACAGAAGUGCUUUGAAGUGGGAAUGUCCAAAGAAUCUGUCAGAAAUGAUAGGAACAAAAAAAAGAAGGAACCUACAAAGCAGGAGUCCACAGAAAACUAUGAAAUGACAGCAGAGCUGGAUGACCUCACUGAGAAGAUCCGAAAAGCUCACCAGGAAACCUUCCCCUCGCUCUGCCAGCUGGGAAAAUACACUACAAACUCUAGUGCAGACCAUCGGGUUCGACUGGAUCUUGGGCUAUGGGACAAAUUCAGUGAACUUGCAACAAAGUGCAUUAUUAAAAUAGUGGAAUUUGCAAAACGAUUGCCAGGCUUUACAAGCUUGACCAUUGCAGACCAGAUAACUCUACUUAAAGCAGCCUGCCUGGACAUACUGAUCCUCAGAAUUUGCACAAGAUACACACCAGAACAAGACACCAUGACAUUUUCAGAUGGCCUUACCUUGAACCGAACUCAGAUGCACAACGCUGGAUUUGGCCCCCUGACCGACCUCGUGUUCACCUUUGCUAACCAGCUCCUGCCUUUGGAAAUGGAUGACACAGAAACCGGUCUCCUUAGUGCCAUCUGCUUGAUCUGUGGAGAUCGCCAGGACCUUGAAGAACCAAUGAAAGUGGAUAAGCUUCAGGAGCCGUUGCUUGAAGCACUGAAAAUUUAUAUCCGAAAGAGACGACCCAACAAGCCUCACAUGUUUCCAAAGAUCUUAAUGAAAAUCACAGAUCUUCGUAGCAUCAGUGCAAAAGGUGCGGAACGCGUCAUUACAUUGAAAAUGGAAAUUCCUGGAUCCAUGCCGCCUCUUAUUCAAGAAAUGUUGGAGAACUCUGAAGGACACGAACCACUGACACCAACCUCAAAUGGAAAUACUGCAGAACACAGCCCGAGUAUCUCGCCUAGCUCAGUGGAUAACAGCAGUGUCAGCCAAUCCCCUAUGGUGCAAUAAGACAUUUUCCAGCUACUUCAGACAUUCCUAACACCUUAUGUACAGGGAUGAAAAGCAAGAAAAACAUUUUUACUGCUGCUUACUUUCUGGACUUAAUAUAUAUCUAUAUAUGUAUAUAUAUAUAGAUAAAAACUCAACAAGGACCAAGAAAUUUUCGUAUGUAUCGAUAUAUACUCCUUGCUGUUUAAACUCUUAAAAUAGAAAACGCAAACUUUUGAAACUCUAAAUCAGCCAUUUCAUGCAAAAAAAAAAAAAAAAAAAAAAAAGUUAAGCUUCUGUUUUCUCUUCUGAACAUUCAAGACUGCAUGGUGACAAGACAGAUCUCAAACUUUAAAUUCUGGUUGCAUUUCUGAUGACUUUGUACAUACAGAUGUAUGGCUGUACUUUCUGUACUGGAUGUUCGGUGCUUUCCUUUUGUCUGUCAUACCUAAAACGAUCAAGACACCAACCAGAUGCAAUGGACUACUGUACACAUCCAGAAAAGGAAAUUUCAAGGACUGUCUGAUUAGUUAAUACGAAAGCUACUCUUUGAUGCCCUCAGUUUGCAUCUCCUUGUAAAAACUAUACAAAAUCCCUGCACUCGCAGAAAAGACAUCGGUGUCAGCAUUAACUGCCAGAUCAGUUAUUCAGAUGUCAUUUGCUCCACUGUUAACGUCACUUUAAAAUUUAAAAAGUGGUUUAUUAGCUGGCUGGUGACCUAGCUACACCGGUAACUACUACAUUUCUACAGUCAUGAUAGCCUCCAAGGCAGAAACACUUCUCAGUGUUACCGUGUUUUUGUUUACUUAUUCACAAGCCAUUAGGGAAACUUCAUGGGAUGAUAACCAGCAGACUCAUUGACAGCUUUCAAAGGGGUGAGUCCAGGGUAUUUCCUUCAGAGUCGACCGCCAGGAAUGAGCUGAACUAUGCGGCCUUCCAGGUGCUAGGGAAGUACAGACAGGACUUCCAGAAACACAAGGAGAGAAUCUGCCUUCUUGGCCUUGUUAAAUCACCAUGAAGCAGAGUGAAAACUGUGGUAGAAUGGUUAACAGAUUUAAAGUGUCAGUUUCUUAGGUUUCAUUUAAAGCACUAGUGGAUUUUUUUUUAUAUAUUCUAGCAAGUCUGUGAUGUACUUUCACUGGCUCUGUUUGUACAUUGAGAUUGUUUAACAAUGCUUUCUAUGUUCAUAUACUGUUUACCUUUUUCCAUGGAGUCUCCUGGCAAAGAAUAAAAUAUAUUUAUUUUAAAAAAACACCUAUGUGGAAGUGGUCCCUCCAGCCC